CCGCAACGCCCGAAAAAUGCCUCAGACACACACAGCGCAGUCCGAGCAGUCGAAAACCUCGGCUGCUUACUCCGCUCCCGCCAUCCCGAUCAUUGUCCCCACUUCCCUUUCCCGAGCCGUGUCCCCUUGUGCAAUCGCAUCCAGGGCUCGGCCGCCGAAGAAAAAGACACUAGACACGUGUGUGUAUGAAAAUCGAGAAAUAGAGUAAGUGUCCCGCACAGCUUGCCUGCUCUGUCCGGCCUUGGGUGUGGGUUGCAUUGCUUGCUAUUCGACCCGCCUCUCUGAGAAGACCCACAGGCUCUCGAACCUGCCGUUGUUGAAGCGCUGAGACGUCCGCUGCAACAUGCCCUGACCAAUCAACCAACAGUCACACAACACACAUGCGGCCCUGUGCUGGUUUGUGGGUCACCAUGUGUGUGCUAUGCGUACCUCUGAAGUGAGUGUGAUGAGUUCGGAGACCUCGAGUAGCCCCGUCUUGGGCGACGUGCCGAUCAGCGUGGCGCCCACAGACACCGCACUCUCUGUCAACGUCAGCGACGUGUCCCUCGGCCUGCAUACAUGGGCAAAACCACGCGACAAACGUGUGUCUGUGUGUGGUCGCAUCGCGUGUCUGUGUACCCGUCCUCCAGGUCAACAGAGAGCAGUCCGUGGCCCACAGGGAGGAACCGAUAGUGGCGGAUGUACGCCGCACCGUCCUCCUGCAAGACACGCAUUGCAGACACAAGGGUAAAAGAGCAGUGAUUCGCCUGGUGCAGCGGUGAGAGCCACGCCUGCCUAAAAGCAUCCACACAUACAUGACUUACUUACUUACCCCGGCGGUGGUCUCCCUCAUUGACCAGAAGCCUUCCUCGUUCCAUUGGAUCUUAGUGGACGCGGCCUUCUGCUCCUCCUGCUGGCCGCUGUACGCCAGCCGCACACACUGACCGCUCCACUUGCUGCAUCCAACAUCCAUGGGUGGACAAGCGCAACACAACACAACAUAGCUCAUUCAUCAGGGUCCUGCAGCGUUCCCGCAUCCGUGUACCCUUCCAGCAGAUGGAUGAACGAGAAGUGGAAGCCGUUGACGACGCACUUCUGCCCGUCCAUCAUCCUGACACACACACACACACACACACACGAACCGGAUAUGAGAGGCAGGCAGGCAGGCAGGCAGUCAGGCAGGCAGGGAAUCGUCAAGAUGUGCGGUGCUGUGUGGUGCACGUCCAGGCUUACAUUCGGAUGCACGGUGCCCGUGAAGCCCUCUGUCUGUCCAUGAGCUUCAUGAGGGUUUCCUGCUGGUGCUCCUCGCCAUUCACCUUGCCGACAGCCGUGUUGGCGAUCGGCGCUUCCUGUGGAUCUGACAUGGCGAUAAACCGCUUGAGGGAGAUCUGGUGGUCGUUUCAGCUGAGGC
Molecule: messenger RNA, 1390 nt
Organism: Vitrella brassicaformis
Lineage: Eukaryota; Vitrellaceae
Source: the annotation of a GenBank genome assembly